ACCGCGCGUGAGAGCCAGCUCGUGCCGUGGAAUCCCCGGGCCGCAGUUGUUAGCGACCCAGCUGCUGCUCCUACUUGCACCAUGCUAGCUGGUCUCCGCCGCAGCGGGCUCGUCCUGCUGCUUCUUGUGAGUCUAGCUGCCGGCCGCAGGGUCGCCCGCGCCGAGAGUGACGACGAUGACGAGGAGGAACAGCCGUGGAUGAGCGAGCCCGGCGAGAUUCGCCGUCACCGUGACCCCAAGCCGGCGCCGGAGACCAGUGGUCCCUCGGGCUACAGCUACGAUGAUCAAGAUCAAACAGCACCCAGGGCCGAAUGCGAGGUGGACAGCUUCCGGAGGGGGCAGUCCGAGUGCGACCGCAUCUUGCGAAUGAAUCUGCCUCACCACUACGGCAGUCACGAUUACGUUUGCUACGCCCUCCGCAAGUACAAGAUGUGCGUCGCCAGUGUGAUGAUCCAGUCGAGCUGCUACGAAAGGACAUUCAUAUCUCAAGAGCUCCACAAGAUUCGUGGCAUCAUACAGGGCUACAGUGUUGACUGCUAUAACAUAACUAAAGAAACCAACAGGCGAGGCUUGAAAGUCCGGCGCCUCCGCUUCCGCAUGGCAAAGGUGAAGCUUUCAGCGGAGUGUAGCCCGGCAACAGCAUGGGCCGUGGAGCUCACCUGCACAAAGGACUUCGAGUCUGACAUGAAGGCCCUCGGUCAAUUGAACGAGCCGUCCAAGGCAAUCAAAAAGUCUUGCAGAACCAUUCUUCGCUACUACCACUGUUUGACACCUGUCACCGAAUCGGCUAGUUGCCAAAAAAAUCCUGAAUUCAUCAAACAUCUGGAGUAUUUCCCAAAAGCCAUCACCGCCCGGUACAAGGAAGUGUGCCUCAAGGAGCUUGACAUCAGUCCAUCUCUCUUCAAGGAAAAAGUGAACACAUCAAUGGCGGCCGUGCUUGCGAGUCAGGACAACUGCAAAGAGGAACAGGCAUCUCGAGAAUUCCUGGCAUGCGCCUUGGUGUUCAACGAAGUCGUAGCACACACACAGGAUCAGUUCCGACAGUGCGAAGCUUACCGAAACUUCAUUCAGUGUUCGAGAACAAUUGCCCAAACACUCAACUGUGGAGAAAGCUCUGAGUUCAGCCAUCACGCCCAAAACGUGUUGGGUGUCCUUCUUCACGACUACCAGGAUGGAUGCAAGCACAACAAACGCAGCAGGGUCGGUGGAGAGAAAGCUGGCACCGCAGCAGACAACAAUGGCGGCACGCGUAACGACGGCGGCCCGCACCUGUCCGAAAACAAACCGGAUGCCAGACACGCCGAACCGACAUCGCAACCGCCGCAACACGAAGGCGGCCCCACACGCCGCAGGUUCUUCAAGCACACAGAUCAAGUUUUCAAAGUGACCACCGAGAACCCGUUCUACCCUCCAAUUCGCAAGAUGCCACUUGAGCCGCGCAUUCCUCAAGCCGAGGACUACCCGAGAAGCCACGACGACGACUCGUCGCAGUUGGAGAGAAAGCGGCCCGAGCCACGACGUGACUACGACGACCCUCCCAAUCGCGAGAGCAGGCGCGGCAAGUUCGCCAGGAAAGGAGGCGCACAUCACGGCGGCUACGAGGGCGGCGGUAGUGACGCCGGACAAGGUACCGUCCGCAAGGGCGGCUUCAAGGGAUCCCGCGGAGAAGGCCGCCGCAAUCGGCUCAACUGGGGUACCAAGAGGGACGACCAAGACAAGGGCAGACGGCUACCCAGCUGACCCCAACGAUGGCUUCCUCGAGGACUCCGACGAGGGAGAAGGAAUGAGCCGACGCAAGAAAAAGCUGCGCGAGCAGCGCUGAAAAACUUCCCUCCCACCUACUCACCCUUUUCUCUCUUUUCUCUACGUUCUUUCUCCUUUUUUCUGCGUCAUGUAGUCUUGUACAUCACUUCAGUUGACAGUGCAUAAAAGUGCA
Molecule: messenger RNA, 1936 nt
Organism: Dermacentor silvarum
Lineage: Eukaryota; Metazoa; Arthropoda; Arachnida; Ixodida; Ixodidae
Exons: 9
Coding region: 82-1740 (552 amino acids)
Source: RefSeq, a predicted model, not a curated record